AUGGGCAGUGUGGGUAGUGGAGUGGCAGGGGAGCAGGAGUUUGCCAUGAAGUCCGUGGGCACUAGGACCACCCUGCCUCGCGCUCCGCCCCUGUCUCGCCGUUGCCCCGCCGACCGUAGCUGCAUCGCCGAACAACCCCCCCCGCCCCCAGCGACAGCCUCCGAGGGAACCGCGUCUAGUAUUGGGACCGCAACUGGGACAGACCGGCCCCCGGACUCUGACACAGACCAUACCACUACAACUGCAUCCAACUGUGACCGGGGGGAUACAGGGGUGGGAUACGGAAACGGAGCAGGAAGGAGGGAGUGGGAGAGUGGAGAGAGGGAGAGUGGAGAGAGGGAGAGUGGAGAGAGGGAAAGGGAGAGUAGAGAGGGGAAGGGAGAGGGCAAGAGGGAGAGGGACAGGGCAGAGAGGGAGAGGGAUAGAGAGUGGGAAAGAGAGAAGGACAGAGAGAGGGUAGAGAGGACAAGAGAGAGGGUUGAGAGAGACAGGGAAAGAGAGAGGGAGAGAGAGCCACGAGGAGGGGUUGUGAGUCUGGAUGUAUGCAGUAACUUGGUGGGACUGGGGGGGAAUGACAUUGGUACUGGGAUGACCCCCCACCAACAAAGAGGGACCAAAACAGACAAUCACAACAACCCUCCAAAUCACAACCCACCCAAAAUCCUGCCUGUCUCUGGCAAACUAGAGCAGGUAUGUUCCUCUUCUCAAACAAGUAUGUUUGUAGCUAGGAUCAUGUGGCUUAUUGGCAUAUUGAGGUAUUUCACAAUUAGAUCACAGCAAAACCAGGGUAGUGUGGGUUUGAUUCCUGCAUGGGACACACAUACUCUGCUGUAUCCUUAUAUCAUUGCAGUUAAAUAAAUACUUUAUAAUUACAAUGUUAUAUAAUAUGACUAUCUUAUAACAGCUGAUGAAAUAAAAUUUGACAUGGUGAAAAGGUCUUACAAAUAAAUAUUGGCAUAGUAUUUAAAUGAUUUCUAGUGUUCACUGAUUUAAGACAUUGAUGUAAAGGCUUUAAAGGGGAAUAACGGCACAUUUCGAAAAUCAAAGUGCGCAUCUCUGUCACUCAGGGAAAGGGAGGUACAGCUAGAGCAAUAGCUAUGUCACAGGGUUACAUAUAGUAUCGCCGAACACACACUGCAGCUCCAGAUACAACUUUGUGGAAUAACGCACAUCUACUAAAAAAUAUAAACGUUCUGUCACAGCGAAAAUACGAAAUUCGGGAAGUCCAAUCGAUUGUGAGAUAUGGCAUAUACAUUUUAUCUAAUACAUUUGGGUCACUGGUUCACAAUUUUACCUUUUCUGAGAUCUCUGCCAAGCAAGGAGGAAACCGCAGCUAACUCAUGCAACAACACACGCACGAGGUGGCUCCUCAUAAACACAACACACCGGAAGUUUUAAAAUAGACUAAAUCAGACUUUAGCACAUCACCCGACCCAACACAACAUGCCUCGGUAGUAGCCUAUUUAAUUUCUCUCUUUCAAUAAUCUGGAAACCAAUCAGAAAACGCUGUGCUCUAAGGAUGGUAUCGUAGCCACACAAGAAGAUAGUUGUCGAUCUGAUCAGAAACACUGUGCUCACAACCUUUAUCUCCUAAUUGAUGUCGCUGGUGUAUUUUGUUAUAAUUUUGGAAUAUAUUGCGCAAUAGGCUAUAAGGUUUUUACCAGUUCCGAGUCCAUCCAGGCUCGAGUCCCGUGAGCGAAACAACACACAACGAGCUGAUGCAAAGUUUCACCCACAUUUUAAAUAAGAAAAUAUCUGCCUACCUUUCUGUCAUGUCAACCAUCCAUCCAAAUCAAAUAAUUCCAUGUGUCCGCCUUUUGUCUUUUAUAAAGUUUCACAUAGCCUAUUCCAUGAAAUGGGGUAAUCCAAUGUGCAACACUGCAGCUGUUGAUUGCAGUGAUCAUCAUUCAUCACAUACAGUGGGGAAAAAAAGUAUUUAGUCAGCCACCAAUUGUGCAAGUUCUCCCACUUAAAAAGAUGAGAGGCCUGUAAUUUUCAUCAUAGUUGCACGUCAAUUAUGACAGACAAAAUGAGAAUUUUUUUAUCCAGAAAAUCACAUUGUAGGAUUUUUUAUGAAUUUAUUUGCAAAUUAUGGUGGAAAAUAAGUAUUUGGUCAAUACCAAAAGUUUCUCAAUACUUUGUUAUAUACCCUUUGUUGGCAAUGACACAGGUCAAACAAAGUCUUCACAAGGUUUUCACACACUGUUGCUGGUAUUUUGGCCCAUUCCUCCAUGCAGAUCUCCUCUAGAGCAGUGAUGUUUUGGGGCUGUCGCUGGGCAACACGGACUUUCAACUCCCUCCAAAGAUUUUCUAUGGGGUUGAGAUCUGGAGACUGGCUAGGCCACUUCAGGACCUUGAAAUGCUUCUUACGAAGCCACCCCUUCGUUGCCCGGGCGGUGUGUUUGGGAUCAUUGUCAUGCUGAAAGACCCAGCCACGUUUCAUCUUCAAUGUCCUUGCUGAUGGAAGGAGGUUUUCACUCAAAAUCUCACGAUACAUGGCCCCAUUCAUUCUUUCCUUUACACGGAUCAGUCAUCCUGGUCCCUUUGCAGAAAAACAGCCCCAAAGCAUGAUGUUUCCACCCCCAUGCUUCACAGUAGGUAUGGUGUUCUUUGGAUGCAACUCAGCAUUCUCUGUCCUCCAAACACGACGAGUUGAGUUUUUACCAUCUGACCAUAUGACAUUCUCCCAAUCCUCUUCUGGAUCAUCCAAAUGCACUCUAGCCAACUUCAGACGGGCCUGGACAUGUACUGGCUUAAGCAGGGGGACACGUCUGGCACUGCAGGAUUUGAGUCCCUGGCGGCGUAGUGUGUUACUGAUGGUAGGCUUUGUUACUUUGGUCCCAGCUCUCUGCAGGUCAUUCACUUGGUCCCCCCGUGUGGUUCUGGGAUUUUUGCUCACCUUUCUUGUGAUCAUUUUGACCCCACGGGGUGAGAUCUUGCCCCAGAUCGAGGGAGAUUAUCAGUGGUCUUGUAUGUCUUCCAUUUCCUAAUAAUUGCUCCCACAGUUGAUUUCUUCAAACCAAGCUGCUUACCUAUUGCAGAUGCAGUCUUCCCAGCCUGGUGCAGGUCUACAAUUUUGUUUCUGGUGUCCGUUGACAGCUCUUUGGUCUUGGCCAUAGUGGAGUUUGGAGUGUGACUGUUUGAGGUUGUGGACAGGUGUCUUUUAUACUGAUAACAAGUUCAAACAGGUGCCAUUAAUACAGGUAACGAGUGGAGGACAGAGGAGCCUCUUAAAGAAGAAGUUACAGGUCUGUGAGAGCCAGAAAUCUUGCUUGUUUGUAGGUGACCAAAUACUUAUUUUCCACCAUAAUUUGCAAAUAAAUUCAUUAAAAAUCCUACAAUGUGAUUUUCUGGAAAACUAAUUCUUAAUUUGUCUGUCAUAGUUGACGUGUACCUAUGAUGAAAAUUACAGGCCUCUCUCAUCUUUUUAAGUGGGAGAACUUGCACAAUUGGUGGCUGACUAAAUACUUUUUUCCCCCACUGUAUGCUAUAUAUAAUCAGUACACGACUUUCAAGGAGUAGGGUAUUUGAUGCAUAUUUGAUGCAAACAUAAGAAUACUUUUCCAUUUUAUAAAGUUUGCCUACAAUAUCACAUUCUCUUGCUCGCUCGAGGAAGGCAAUUUGUCCCUGCUUGCAAACGAAAUCCCCUGCAUAAUUUUGUAUAUUAUUGUCAUUAUUCUACCUAUUUGUAAAUGUAGGCUAAUAAUACAUGAUCUACCCCAAUGAAAACUUGGACAAUGAGCAUAAAUCGCAUUUCGAUAGAUGCAUGCAUCUGUACCUAGGCUAUCUAUUAUAUCUGCAACAACAAAACAAUCCAAGGAUAUGUUUGCUGUCAGCUGGCUACAGUAGGAAAGUUACAAUGUAAUGAAACAUUUGUUACAUAAAUGAGCCUUUUAGCCCAUAUGUGUCAUCCUAUGAAGUGGAUGUUAUUUUGCUCACUCAGUAGUCUUUCCCUCUCAUUUUAGUAAAUAUAUUUUACCAAAAUGAUCUGAUCACACCAUACAACGAGGGACGUAGCCUACAGUCAGAGAGGGAAGAUGGACAAUGUUGAUUGGCAGGUGAAAUUAUUACAAGCUAAAAGUGUGAGGCGGGAUUAGGUUGGCUCCUUUCCUCCUUACUUGGCUGAGAUCUCAGAAAAGGUACAAUUGUGAACCAGCGAUCCCAAAUUGAUCACAUGAAAUGUAUAUGCCAUAUCUCACCAUCGAUUGGACUUCCCGAAUUGAGUAUUUUCGCUAAGACAGAAUGUUUAUAUUUUUCUUGGUUUGCAUUAUUCCACAAAGUUAUAUCUAGCACUGCAGUGAGUGGGGGCUGUAUAACUCUGUGACAUUGCUAUAUCUCUACCUCACUCUCCCUUAGUGAGAGAGGUGUGCACUUUGACAGACAGUCCAACAAUGAGUCAGAGGGGUUUAGGAACAUAGACACAUUUUCGAAAUAUGCUGUUAUUCCCCUUGAAUGUGUUGUUUCGCUAACAGUUUCCUCUCCUGUUUCUUUAUAACCAUCUCUACCCAUAUCCCUCUUUACCCAAAUAUCUCUCUCUCUCUCUCUCCUUCCUCCCCCUUUCCCUUCAACUCUCUAGAACAACUCUGGGCUGGUUCGUCCCUCUGCCUUCAAACCAGUGGUUCCCAAAAGCUUUCACUCCAUGCAGAACCUCGUAGGCCAAACCAGUGGUGGUGAGGGUAGGGGUGUUGGGGGGCACAGAGAAGGAGGAGCAGGGGGAGGAGAACCAGGGGCAGUCCCAGAGGCCCUUCUCCUAGACCAGGACAGCCCAGGAAGAGGCAGCUGCCGGGCAGAGGGAGCAGGAGGGAGUGAUGGGUAA
Messenger RNA from Coregonus sp. 'balchen', 4816 nucleotides. NCBI's taxonomy places the organism in Eukaryota, Metazoa, Chordata, Actinopteri, Salmoniformes, Salmonidae. The record is from the annotation of a GenBank genome assembly.